This is a messenger RNA of Cinara cedri, 2666 nucleotides long. The record is from the annotation of a GenBank genome assembly. Lineage: Eukaryota; Metazoa; Arthropoda; Insecta; Hemiptera; Aphididae.
AUGGCGGGGAAAAUCAUACCCAAGUCAAAUCGGAGCCUGUACUCGACGUUCAUGUUCUCCGGCACAAUAUUCGGAGGUUUCUUCGGUCACAUUUUCAGUGGCUUGGUCAUACCGUUGGUGUCCAACGACGGAAGUUUCUUCAUGCUUUCCGUCUUCGGGUUCAUCUGGACCGCGAUGUGGACGACCAUGAUACACGUGACGCCCUACGAACGUACCCAUGAUGCCAGCAACCACUCCAUGAUGCUGUUUUCGACACCUUGGUCGACGAUCCUCCAGACACCAUCGUUCGUCAGCUUGCUAGUCGCUUGUAUGGGGUAGGUAAACUUUGAGUACUGUUUCAAUUUUCAUUAUUUUUCAAAAAAAAAAAUUAGCGUUAUUCAGUCUGUUCAGAAAAAUAAAAUGAAGAUUGAAAAGGAAACGGUUAUAGAUACAAUCCCAGAUGCUCAUUUAGGGAACAAAAGAGUGACAUAUUUCAUUUUCCCCCCCUGGAAAACAUUAAAACCUACAACGAAUUGUUUUUCUUGGACCUUGAUGCGAGGUGCACGGCGCAAAGCAUUAAUGAUUAUUGAUUCACCCUCUUGUAAUGGACUUAUCAUAACUCCAUAUAAUUUUUUUUAAAGGUUUUGUAUUCUUAUAUUCAUACAUUAAUUUAUAUAUUAGUUUUAAAUUUCAUGUUUUGAAACCGAAUUUCAAUUUGUCCUUUAUCUAAAAAUUACCUUAAUGGCACUCAUGGAUACGAUUGAGAUUUAAGAGUGAUAGAUUAUAAUUAUAGGUCUUAUAGAUUUAGGGGUUAAAUUUUUGGUACGUAGGGUAUAUUGCAUUUGCUUGCCUAAAAUUUUGUAUUCUGUAUUGACCCGUUAGGAAUAGCCAUGCGGACUGCACCAGUGAACCACAAAAGAAAAAAAAUUAAUUGACAAUUUCUAAGAAAUUAUGCUGUAGAAAAUAUUGAUAAUAGUUAUCAGUCUGUUGAUCAGUUUUAUAUUAUAACCAGUAACUAUUAACAAUAGAUAAAUCAUUACAGUUUAAAAUAAAUUCUAUAUAAUUUAUUCCUCUCAUUAAUUAUUAUACAUAAUAUAUUAGGUACAAAAAACGUAUGCUUUUUGUAUCUUAGUAUGUAUGCAGCGACAUUUAAGUAUUUUAUGAAUUUAAGACUUAAGUAGUAUUGCAAUAGUUAAGAGCUAAAAACUAAUAAAUAAAUUAAGCCAUGAAUGCAAAGAUGACUUUUUGAAUAUUAAAUACUAUUAAAACUCCCCCCCUCCCUCCUCAUCUAGGGUAACUUGAAUCAAAGUCUAAGCUCCUAUGAAUUGUAUCAAUAAGCUAUUAAUAAUUUAAAAUAUUUUGAAAAAAAAAAUAAUGGCCUGCUCAAUAUGCGUAAAAAAAAAAAACUAAAAUUACGCCCCUGUAUAGAUUAGGUACCUAGUUAUAGAAAAAUACACUUUUAUUACGAAUAUGUCAUUGUAGUAAAUUUAAAAUUAAGUAUUCAUCUUUUUUGUUUUUAUCCAGUUGAUUUAUUUUAAUUAGGUUUGUUUAGGUUAUGUUAGUGAUGUUAGCAUAAAUAAAGAUUACAUUUAUAAUUUCAGUUUAUAUUAAAUACCAAUAUACUAGAGAUAGAAAUAACGGUAUAAAUAAUUUUCCAAUAUAAUUUCUUACUUAAAAAUUUGAUAUAAGUACCUUUACAAGUUGUAGCUUAAUUUGCAUGUCUAUGUACCUACCUAAUUUCUAUAUUAUACAGUAUAAUAACAAAAUGUGUUUUUGGAAAACGACACUUUCGAGUUACAAAUAAAGUUAAUUAUAAAUUAUGUAUUUUCAACAAAGGUCUAAUCCAAUCACACUCAAUACACCCACAAUCUAUACUUAUUUACAUUGAACGGUUAUUACAUUUUAAAAUGACAGCAAAGAAUUUGUAAGUUCACUUAUAUAGGAAAGUUUUUAAUCAAUUUCUCGUUUACUUACUUAAAUACACAUUAUGAGUUCCGACCGCAAUUUAUUAUAAUAUAAACUUACAGAUAUCCACCGAGCCUUUUGUUAUUUGUAUUUUUAUUGUAGUAUUAAUAACGAAUGGCCCAGAUCUAUAAUGGACUUUUCAUAGUAUUGUUUUUUGACGGUAAAAAAUUGACUUGGUAACUUCGAUAUACCCAUUAUUGUAUAUCGUUUGAUUUUUCAGUCUUCCUGAUGUUAUUGCCACCCAAAAAUUCUUCCCCGUUCUUUUCUGACUUCUGUUUUCACAUAAUCAUGCAAAAAAAAAUAAUUUUGUUUUUUGCAGAUUCGGAUAUUUAUACAGCUUUGUCACUACCGCCAUACCGAUCUACUUUGCCAAAAUCUUGGGCGGUGACUACAUAAAGAACGGUAUUUCUGUGUCUAUUAAUUGGCUGAUCUGUUGGUUGACAGCAAUAUUCGCGGGACUAUUAGCCGCGUCGUUGACGAACGUUAAUGACACGUCGACCAAGACGAUCGUCAGAAAAGUAUACGCCGGUAUAGUGCUAAUCCUGUCGCCAAUGAUGUUGUUGGGCGUUAUGUUGGCCGAUUGCAACAAGUCGUUGGUCCAAAAUUUUCUCAGUAUGUCCGUCAUACUCUUGGCCUUCGAACGGGCCAGUCUGCGGAUAAAUGCUCUAGACCUGUGUCCAGGUGAGUCCGGGCUGAACAUGUCUAUGAUUAGGUUGAAAUAA